Messenger RNA from Nannizzia gypsea CBS 118893, 723 nucleotides. RefSeq lists its product as hypothetical. NCBI's taxonomy places the organism in Eukaryota, Fungi, Ascomycota, Eurotiomycetes, Onygenales, Arthrodermataceae. Bases 1 to 723 code for a protein of 240 amino acids. The record is from RefSeq and is a predicted model, not a curated record. The transcript has a single exon.
AUGGCAACACCAGCUCGCCAAAACUUCGAGGGCAUUGCACAAAUGCUCGACGCCGUUACUAUAAAACAACCUGCUACUUGGGGCUUUGUGGUCUACCGAUGCUCGUAUAAUAAUGAAGAUGCCUGGCAGACAAUUCUUCAAAAACUACGCGAAGAGAUAGUUGAAUCUCUAGAAUUGGCUGGGCGAGAGGACUUAUUACCUCGCCAUGAGAUGAUUAUUAUGGACGAUAGAGCAAAAUAUGAGGGCGCCACAUCUCAUGAUAUCCGUGACCAUUUCACCUCUUGGGUAUUUGAUACUUUACCUAGUAUCACGGCCAUUCCAUUGACUGAGUCCGAGAGGCAGUUAACCCUUAUAAAUGAUACCCGUAUUCUAGGGCGAGAGACUGAAUUUGGUACACAGUAUACUUUCUGCCUUUUUGUUGAUGACAUUUGCCUAGAGUCUAUUAACUAUAUGGAUCCCCCAGUUAUAAAGUUACUGGCAAAGCACUUUGGAGCUCUAGACCCUUCUGAAAGAGACUAUAUCAUACACCCUGAUUACGAGGAUGGUGAAACAGAUAACGAAGAGGAAGAUGUCGGGUGGAUGUAUUUUGAAAUUCAUGAGUAUGUUGAGAUGUAUGACCUGUUGGAGGACGGGACUGAGUGGUGGUAUGAAAAAUACCGGAGACCACCCUUGUUACCUUAUGACUGUAUCGCGGAUCAAAACCCAGGCUAUUGGCGCAAUUAA